GUCAGUCUGCACACGCAUUUCAAAUAUCUUUAAACGCCUUUAAACUUGUCCCCCAAAUCUGCGAAAAUGGAAGUGUUUACCUUUGAGAAAUCCUUUCUGGAGCGCCUGAAGGAAGCGGAGGCGGUACUUAAGUGGGAGGGAGCCGUGAUGCCCGCCUCCCAAGUGCGAUCCGAGUGGAAAUCCUACGUAGAACUGCAGAUUGAGCCUGCAGGAUGGCAGGCGAUUUGGAAAAUACCGCGAGUUAUUUGCGAGGAUCUGAAACUGCGUUAUCCCACCAUAGUUUACGGUUACGUGGAACAGGCGAUCUUCGAGGAGUUAAAAGCGGUCUUUGUGGUCACCGCCGUGCAGGACAGCGAUGUCCACCUGCCGGAGAGCAACGAGGUGUCCCUGGUGGAGCUGUGGCCUACGGUGGAGCAGGAGAACUCCGCCCUCAAUGUAGACACCACAGCGGACUGUAUCGAUCGGCUGAGGUUCUUCUAUACACAUGUGUGGAUGCCUUGGGACAAGGACUACGAUGAUGAUCGCGACUGGGUGCAGCAGCAUCUGCAGGCUCGUAUUCAGCUGGUCUGCGAUCUCAGCAAGAAUCGGCUACCCCGACCACUAGCCGUGCACAUGCGCACCCUUCUGACCGAAGCAAGUUACAUCCAGCAGCGCUUGGACUACCUGGAACUGGAUCUCAGCGAUGCCGAGAGUGAUGACGAGGCCGUCGAACUAAAUGACAAUGCGACGGAGCCGGCCAGGAAACAGGCCAAAUCAGGUAAUGCCAAUGGCAGUCUCAAUGCGUCCAGUCUACCAGUGACGGAUCUGAUGUGCCUGCACCUGCGCAUGGCCAUCAUCAGGAGCGAGUUCGAGAUCCUUGAAAACCCUGAGAUGAGGAGGGCAUACAGUGAGCUGCAGUCGAACAGCUUGAAGCGACUUCGCAGCUCGUCAGGGACAACCAAACAAUCGGAGGAUCUCCUGGUGGAGCGGGCUCCCAUUAGCCAUGUGGUUACCGUGCCGGGGAAACUGCAGCAGCAGCUGGAUCUGCUGAAGCUGGCCCAGUCGCUGGUCCCUCCUGAAACGCAGGUGCAGUUGGCCAAUACGCUGCAGGAUGUGCUCAGCAUCUGCCAGAGCAACGAUCAUAUACUCCUCUCGCCGGGCGAGCACACGAUCAAGUUCUUGGAGCACCUUAACGACAAUGGCAGUCUAAGUGGCCUGGUCCAGCCGGAAGCUAUACUCACUCCGGUUCCAGACCUCUUUAAGCUACCUGUGGUGUCCUCCAGUGAUGAGGACAGCACCCUGCUGGUAAUUGAUGGCGACUAUACCCUGUCGCAACUGGUCUUAAACUGCCGUCAUGUCCGUCGAGGAAUUCUGCUGCGCAAUGGCACCUUGACAAUGCAAGGAUGUCGUCUGAUGGGCGAUGGCAACUCUAGUACCCAGGAGGGUAUCGUCUGCAUGCCAGGCGCCAGCGUGGAACUCAAAAGCUGCCUUAUUGAGGACUUUGCCGUGGGUAUUUCGUUGCGUCCCAGAUCCAGUGCCGAGCUGGGCAGUGUUCAGUUAAAAAACUGUAAGACAGGACUGGAACUGCUGGAGAAAACGGCAUCCUUGAAUCUACAGGGAAGCAAGUGCAGCUUCGACGGAUGUAAGUUGGGAAUCUUGGCAGAUGGCUUGGCCCUGGGCGAAAGGAGGACGGAAAAGAACCUAGUUCUUAAACAAUUCAGCGAACUGCAGCGAUAUAAUAAUGAAAAUUUGCUUGGUAAUUGCACCUUUAACCAUUGCGCGAGAAAUGUGCGAGUUUUUAGCGAAUCCGAUCAACUCCUGGCUCAACGCUCGCAUCAGCGACUUCUGGAGGAGGAACUCGUUGGCGAAAACAAGGAGAACAUUCAAAUGGUCUAGGGGUGUCAUAUGCAUAUUAACAAUUAACUUAGUUUUCCCUUUAAUAAGCACCAACUUGAUAAAUAAAUAUAAAAUAGGCGGUAACCGAAAUAAUAGAUCAAGUGGCUUAAUAAA
This is a messenger RNA of Drosophila rhopaloa, 1989 nucleotides long. It is a transcript of the gene nesd, whose product is annotated as protein nessun dorma. The coding region runs from base 67 to 1875 and encodes 602 amino acids. Gene Ontology annotation, biological process: spermatogenesis; male meiosis cytokinesis. Lineage: Eukaryota; Metazoa; Arthropoda; Insecta; Diptera; Drosophilidae. The transcript has 3 exons. The record is from RefSeq and is a predicted model, not a curated record.